ACAAUAUUUCCAGGACCUUCUGGAAAAUAAGGAGAAUCCCUCCAUCGGCCAUCUCGCCAGACUCUUUAUUCACAUUGCCUCUCGUUUCUCUCUCUUUCCCAGUUCCUCUAUCGAUUUCUCCAUGGCUUUUCCUCAAAAUCAUUUUCAGCAGCAGUACCAACCUCAACAACAACAUCAGCAGUCCAAGAACUUGAGAAAUUUGUAUUCAAUCGAUGGACAGAUUACUCCGUCUAUCGCCUAUUACAAUCCAGCUAAUUUGCAAGAUCAGUCUCAAAAUCCUCCCUAUAUUCCGCCUCCUUUUCAUGUCGUGGGGUUUGCACCGGGUCCAGCUCCUGUAGCUGAUGGAAGUGAUGGGGGAGUUGAUUUGCAAUGGAAUUAUGGGCUGGAACCUAAGAGAAAGAGGUUAAAGGAGCAAGAUUUUUUGGAAAAUAAUUCACAAAUUUCAUCAAUUGACUUCUUGCAAGCACGAUCGGUUUCAACUGGGUUAGGAUUGUCCCUUGACAAUACCCGAGUUUCAUCUUCUGGAGACUCCACGUUGAUUUCACUUAUUGGUGACGACAUUGAUAGGGAAUUUCAACGGCAGGAUGCAGAGAUUGAUAGAUUCCUCAAAGUUCAGGGUGAUCGAUUGCGUCAAACCAUCCUAGAGAAGGUUCAGGCUAACCAACUCCAAACUAUCUCGCUUGUGGAAGAAAAAAUUCUUCAAAAGCUUCGCGAAAAAGAAGCAGAGGUUGAGAGCAUUAACAAGAGGAACAUGGAGCUUGAAGAAAGAAUGGAACAAUUAUCUGUGGAAGCAGGUGCUUGGCAGCAACGCGCUAGGUACAAUGAAAAUGUGAUAAAUGCCCUCAAGUUUAAUCUUCAGCAAGUCUAUGCUAAAAGUAGAGAUAGUAAAGAAGGGUGUGGUGACAGUGAGGUGGAUGAUACUGCUUCUUGCUGUAAUGGACGUGCCAUUGAUUUUCAUCUGCUCUCUAAGGAGAGCAAUGACAUGAAAGAACUAAUGACUUGUAAGGUUUGCAGAGUCAACGAGGUGUGCAUGCUUCUGAUACCUUGUAAGCAUCUCUGUCUAUGUAAAGAUUGCGAGAGUAAGCUUAGUUUUUGUCCUCUGUGUCAGUCUAAGUUUGUUGCCAUGGAAGUCUAUAUGUAAUAGGAUAUAUAUAUAUAUAUAUAUAUAUAUAUAU
Molecule: messenger RNA, 1175 nt
Organism: Jatropha curcas
Lineage: Eukaryota; Viridiplantae; Streptophyta; Magnoliopsida; Malpighiales; Euphorbiaceae
Gene: SBP1
Product: S-ribonuclease binding protein 1
Molecular function (GO): ubiquitin-protein transferase activity
Source: RefSeq, a predicted model, not a curated record